This is a messenger RNA of Melospiza melodia melodia, 9145 nucleotides long. RefSeq names its product ephrin B2 (gene EFNB2). Bases 1033 to 2034 code for a protein of 333 amino acids. Gene Ontology annotation, molecular function: ephrin receptor binding. Lineage: Eukaryota; Metazoa; Chordata; Aves; Passeriformes; Passerellidae. Gene Ontology annotation, biological process: axon guidance; blood vessel morphogenesis; ephrin receptor signaling pathway. Gene Ontology annotation, cellular component: plasma membrane. The transcript has 5 exons. The record is from RefSeq and is a predicted model, not a curated record.
CCGGGGACUCACAGCGUCGGCAUCGGAGGUUGGAAGCGCCGCGCUGGGAACGACAGUGGCUGGCGCCGCUUCUCUUCCCUCGCUCCAUUCCUUCUCCUCUGCGGUGGGUUGCGCUCGGCGCAAGUCCCGCGCCCGUCGUUCCUCUUGCUCAGUCAGCCGCCGCGGCGCGCACUGCAGGUCGCGCAACGGGAGAGGGACGAUUUGACGCUGCGACCCCCACCCCCCCGUUUUGGUUUAUUUUAUUUUUUAUUUUUGUAAUCAUUAUUGUCCGUCCCUGUUUCUUUCCUUGCUCCGCUCCGUGGUCUUUGCCGGCGACAAGGACAGCAGUGCCCCUCGGGGAAGCCGGAGCCCUGCGGAUGCGCCUCCCCGGGACUGGGGGAGCUGACUCGGAGUGGAUUUAUUGACUCGCGGUUGCUUCCGAGCUGCCCGAAACAGCCCGAGCUGGUGCCCGUGCGGAUUGCAAACUGCGGGGAGCAGUGAGAGACAUACAGGAGGAGCCGCCCGCCGAAGCUGUGUCCUUUUCCCCCCGACCCUUUUAUUUCUCCCGCCACCCUUUAUUUUACCUCUUUUUAAUUUAUUUUUUGUUUUACUCCUUUUCACGCGGGCCUUAGACACUGUGAACGCGUAUGGCGCCCUGGAUCCAAAUGGGAGUUGGCAGUUUGAGUGGCAUCUUCCAAGGCAGCCGGGAGACCCCCACUAAGAGGAAGGACUAAGGCGUUUGCUUUUUUUUUUAAUUUUUUUUUUUUUUCUAUUGCUGUUACUUCGGAGGUAGCUUGGAUCUGACCUCACAGGAGAUAUUCCUACAUGCGAGUGGCAUACAUGACUCAGUAGAUCUGCUUGCAGUUCUCGCCAAGUGCAUCGUCGACCCUUACUGAUUUUUUUUUUAAUUUUUUAAAUUAUUCUUUUUUUCCUAUCAAUCAUCCCGGCUGUUGGGAUACCGGGCACCCACCCUGCUGUUGCUGCUCAGGUGCGUGGGAAGGCGCACGGCGGAGUUGGCGAGGCUCCGGGGAGGACUCGGUGCCGCCUGCGACCAUGGCAGCGCGGAGGCGAGAUGCCUCCGCCUGGAAGUACUGCUGGGGAGCCGUGAUGGUUUUAUGCAGAACUGCACUGGCGCGGUCCAUCGUUUUAGACCCCAUAUAUUGGAAUUCCUCUAACCCCAAAUUCCUUCCUGGACAAGGAUUGGUACUAUAUCCACAAAUCGGAGACAAACUGGAUAUUAUAUGCCCAAAGGUGGACUCUAAAACUAUUGGCCAAUAUGAAUAUUAUAAGGUCUACAUGGUUGAUAAAGACCAAGCUGAUAGCUGUGCUAUUAAAAAGGACAAUACACCUCUACUUAACUGUGCCAAGCCAGAUCAAGAUGUUAAGUUUACCAUCAAGUUUCAAGAGUUCAGUCCUAAUCUCUGGGGCCUGGAAUUUCAGAAGAACAAAGAUUAUUACGUCAUAUCAACAUCAAAUGGGUCUUUGGAGGGCCUGGAUAACCAGGAGGGAGGGGUGUGCCAGACAAAAACCAUGAAGAUCCUCAUGAAAGUUGGACAAGAUCCCAACUCAGCAGGGCAGCCCCGGUACACGGAUCCCACCAGGCGCCCCGAGCAGGAAGCUGGCACCAACGGGAAGAGUUCCACCACCAGCCCCUUUGUGAAGGACCACUCAGGAUCUAGCACAGAUGGCAGUAAGGCUGGGCAUUCCAGUAUACUGGGUUCAGAGGUGGCCUUAUUUGCAGGGAUUGCAUCAGGGUGCAUCAUUUUCAUCGUCAUCAUCAUCACUUUGGUGGUUCUUUUGUUGAAGUACCGGAGAAGACACAGGAAGCAUUCCCCGCAACACACGACAACUCUAUCACUUAGUACAUUAGCCACCCCAAAACGCAGUGGCAACAACAAUGGUUCUGAGCCCAGUGACAUUAUCAUUCCUCUAAGGACUGCAGACAGUGUCUUUUGCCCCCACUAUGAAAAGGUCAGCGGCGACUAUGGACAUCCGGUGUACAUAGUUCAAGAGAUGCCUCCUCAGAGUCCAGCAAACAUUUAUUACAAGGUCUGAGGAACACACAACCAGCUCUGUGGUACAGUUGAGUCGUAGAGGAAACUCACUGGUCAAAUGCUUUCUGUUGGGGUUUGUGAUGACGCCUUGUGCGCUAGCAUUGACUUAAGCACAGGGGGGAGAAGGCAACAGCUCUUUCUCCAGGAACCGACGCGAGCUGGACAGCUUACCUAGUCUGUAGAAUCCCUAUCUCGGUGAAUAAGUAUUCACUAAAAGCUGGAAGACUUUUCUGUAGAAGAUGCCCAUUCUGAUUGCUGUACUCUUGUUACAUUCAUCAUCCUCAAAGCCAUGUGCUGUGGGCAUUCAGGCAUGUACAAAAGCCAAGGGAAGAUGGAGCAAUCCGUGGAUGUUAAUAGCUCUAGGCAUCCUGGAAAGGUGCUCUAGGAUAUAUCAAGCUUGAAAUGCAAUCUUCUGACUUUUGUGUGUCUCUCUCAGUGCGUACUGGAUUUGUCACACAGACCUUGGUGUCUAAGUAAGACUUGUUAAAGUUCUCUUGCUUUUAGUCCGUCACUGUUCCAUUUGUUUCUGUUAUCCGGGGCUCUGCCAUCCUUCACAUAAGAUUUCCUUUCACUCCACCUCCUGAAUCACUAAUGGAACAUUAAUGUUUGGAGAUCCGCACUCCAUCCAUCUGCUACAGCAGCCUCACUCGAAUGGGUAAUGCAUUUAUAAAAAUUGUGUUUGAUAGUAAGGAGCCUUCCAGCCAAAAAGUUAGGCUGUCAACAAAGUCAAGAGCAGGACUGGGUGGUGGAGGGAAGGGCUGAUUGAGGUUGCAAUUGAAUAUUGCUGCCUCAGAAAUAGAAGCUGGGAAGAAAAAAAAAAUGCAUUUAGGUAGCACAGCACUUUGGUAUGCUAAGUUUUAAGAGGCAAGUAGGAAACACAAUAACAUGUGCAGUGGAUUAAGGCUGCAUUUGAAGGAAUUCACGGUUAUCAAAUACCACUGUGCAGAAAAAAAUAGUACCUUCAAUACAGUAGAACAAAGGGGUAUUGUUAGUAAGUCAACAAGCCUGGAGAAGACAAGACAAUAGCAGGCCACUGAGGAUGUAUUAGGGCAGGGCUGUUGUGGUACUGGCAAUAAAAUAAACAGCUUUGAAGCUGUAGCAAAAACGUAGUCUGCCUUGGAUGACUUUUAAGCAGACUCAGCUGCUAUAUGAUCACAUUAUACUAAACACAGGGAAAGCAUUUAAGAAAACAACCGAGAGCCAAGUGCCUACGAUGAUUAUAAUCCAGUGGGUCAAAUGAGCUAUAAUUCUAUCACUGAUAAAGUUGUGGGGAAAACAAACAACAAAACAACAAACCACAAAACCUUGCUCAUCUCUGUACGUAAGGCAGAAUUUCUUUGUGACUGACCCUUUUGGCACUUUGGCUUAUUGUAGUGCUGUCCCUGCACAGUGAGUGUAGGUACUGACUGACACAGCAGUUCAUUGGUGCUCAUUUGCAAAGUUAAAGCACAUAUGGCAAACCUGGCAGUCCAUAAGGGUAAAAUAAAUUAUGACACUGAGAUGGAGAAGGAAAAUAUGUCUUAUUUAUAAUAGGUGUAUAGAACACGAGGGAUAUAAAGUGAGAGUUUUUCUUUUGUUCAUUCUUUCUUACUUUUGGUUUGGAUUUUUUUACUAAUAUAUAUUUUGAGAUUGCACAGAAUCUACACCAGAAGAUGUGAAAUUCAUUUGCGGCAAUUGCAUAGUCUUAACUUGUCAUCAUUUUCCAUAUAUGUGUGUGUGUGUGUGUCUAUGUAUAUACACACAUAUAUAAGUAUAUAUGCAUACGUAUGUAUAUAUAUAUGUAUGCAUAUGCGCACAUUUUUUUAAAAAAUAAACUACUUCUGGAGAAAAAAAAACAGCUAUCCUAAACCAACAGUGGGAGCAUAGUAAAAAAAAAAAUUCCAAAGCAUCUUGUAAGAGGAAAGUAGAAAAUAUAAGGUCCAAAAUAUCAGGAAUUCAGUGUUACUGCAUCACAUAUUUAACAGCAACAAGAUGUGCCGGCAUUUAUUUUCUGUGUUGUGUUUUCCCUUGCCUUACAGGCUGAUGUGUUCUGUAGAUUUUGUUGAGGUUCGUAGAGGGGGGUUUCAGGUUAAAGUUUUCUCUUUAGCAUGGCUAUUCCCCUUAAGCUCCCACCCUAGGGAGGAAAUAAAAAAAAACAACCUCUACUUUUAUAUGUGCUAUGCAAAUAGACAUUUCUAACAUAGUCAUGUUACUAUGGUAACACUUCGCUUUCUGAUUUGGAAAGAAAAUGUAGCAACAGCAUUUUAGGGUUCUCAGACCUCUGGUGAGCACCUGCAAGGAAAAAAAAAAAGAAAAAAAAAGAAAGAAAAAUAUCUGUCAUAUAAAUGAUCACUCUCUUUGUUUUCUGAACCUGAAGAUAAUGUUGGGAUGUUGGCCCAAAAGAGAGAAACAAAAAACAAAAAAAAUUCCAACCCAUGGUUCUGUGGAAGGUUACCAUGGUGACUAACUACAGUACAUAUGUAAUUCUUUUCAACAACCCUUCUUUUCUAUGAAUCCAUCCAUACAAGGUUCUCUUGUAAGUCAUUAAGAUUUUAUUUUGGGGGAGGGGAAGGGAAAAGAUGGGCUUACUGAUCCUUAUUUUUAUUAAAUCAUAUCUAUGCUUCAUCAGUUGGCUACAUUCUAGUUAUAUACUAAACUGUGAAAAAAAAUCAGACUAAUUGCUCAAGAGCAACCUGCAACCAAUUGAAAAAAAAAUGUACUGUGCGUCUGUUUUGUGUCUGGUGCAGAAUUAUGACAAUCUACCAACUGUUCCUUUCUUUGACGUUGGUCCAGCUUUGAAAAGUUACUGUAAAUGCCUUGCUUGUAUGAUCAUCCCUAGUCACCCAAACUGGAAUUUGCACCAUCAUGUCUAAGUGAAGAUGCUGUAAAUAGGUUCAGAUUUACUGUAUAUGGAUUUGGGAUGUUACAGUAGCCUUAUUCACAUUUUUAAAUAAUUAAAAAACCCACAUGAAAACAAGAUAAAAAAGGCUUUUCUUAACCAGAUUGUGUAUAUAGAGCAAUGUUGGUUUUUUAUAAAGUCUGAGCAAGAUGUUUUGUAUAAAAUUUGAAUUUUGCAAUGUAUUUAGCUACAGCUUGUUUAAAGGCAGUGUCAUUCCCCUUUGCACUGUAUUGAGGAAAAAAUUAUAUAAAAGGUUGCCAAAUUGCCGCAUAUUUGUGCUGAAAUUGUGUACCAUGAAUAUUUAUUUAAGAAUUUCUUUGUCCAGUUUGUAAGUAACACAGUAUUAUGCUUGAGUUAUAAAUAAUUUCUUCUUUCUUUAUCUUUUUUUUUAAUUUUAUUUUUUGGUUUUGUUUGUUUGUUUGUUUCAUUCUGUAUUAAAACUAGCCGGUCAUAAGUUUGAAAUCUGCUUUAGUUCCACAUUGCAAUUAGUUCCCAGAAAAUGAAAAUUAUGAAAAUCACAUUCCACGUCUGUUUCAAACUGAAUUUGUUCUUAAAAAAAUAAAAUAUUUUUUUUCCUAUGGAAACCUUGCCUUCUAAGUAUUUUCUUCUUUAGUUUUGCAAAUUUUUUUCUUUUUAAAGGAUGAAAAUAAAUAAGAAAGUCACCAAGCUUGCCUGCCUGCCUCCCCCCAUCUCUCUCUCCCUUCUCUCCCCCCUCUCUCCAACCUGAUUGCUAGUGGUUUAUAGGAAAUCUCCUUAGAGUACACUGACUUCUGUUAGCCUACUUCUUUCAAAUUCUCUCUUCCAUAUAUCAGCAGUUUCUAGGAAUCACCUGGGCAUCUUAUGCCCUUGGAAGGCAGUGAACUGCAGUCAGAUGCAGUAGCCAGGUUUCUUGGAUGAUCUUGGAGUUGAGAGUACAACCACAUAAAUAAUGCCCAGACAUUAUGUGGUGGAUGUACUCUGUGGGCAGAAUCAGAGGAAAAAAAAAAACACCUGAAGCUUUGUCCUGAGGAGGGGCAAUGGAGAGCCUGGGGUGACAGGGCUGAGCAAGAAGGGACAGGAGAUGAAAGACACUGGGAGGAUGACACAGGAUUGGGAGUGCUGCAAAGUCAAGACAUCUCUUCAUGGUUCUUUACUGCAGCCUGUGGGAGAUGGGUGCAGGUAGCAUGAGCCUUAAUACAACUCCUGUGAUUCUGCUGCCCUAAUUUUCGCUAGGGUAACAAAUUCACUUAUAAAAUAAUACCUUCAUUUUCUGACAAAGCCCAGUCACCCUGAAAGUGAAGCACCUUUCCAUUUGUUAGCAGCACAUAAAUGGUGUGAUGGGCCAUGGAGUAACAGGUGGGAAGGUCUACAGAGGGCAAAUAUGCAUUUGUCACUUUAACAACAGAUGCCAAUUAGCCAUAGAAAUUUCACAGUUAGCUAUUUGUAGUAUGGGUCAUGCAAUUACCAUUUGUCAAACUAUUUAUUUUUUUCUGAAUAAUCAGAGGAAAUGUCAGUAUGGCUAGCACACUUGGCAUGUCGCAAUGACGCAAGUACUCUGAAAUGGGACGUACAGAAACCCCUGGACUGGGAUAUGGUUGAACUAGUAUGACUUUUUGCAGUUGGAGCUCCUUUUGGAGAUCCAGGUCACAGAAUCUGUGCUGGAAGUUGACCCUAAAGGCAAAGUCACAGUGACACUUUGGUUCACCUCCUGGCUCUGGUACGGAUGACCUUGGAGACUUGGUCCAGCAGAAGUCAUAAGAGUGAAACAUGUGAGCGUCCUCUGGCAUCUCAGUAAAUCUUGGGCCUAAUCCUCUAUUUGGUCUGUAAGCCACUUCAAAGGAGGUAGCCUUGUGUUUGUUCUCUGAGCACACAGCUACUCGGCUGGAUUGUGGUUUCCGUCCCUGCUCCGUGGUUGCACACGGCAGUUCCCCUUGCUGGUCUCGGUGGGUUGUCGUGAGGGCUCCCACGCCGUCAUCUGUGAGGUGCUCAGGUCUGCUCUGUGCUGAGAGCCUGUCUGGCACAGCCAUCUGUUAGGGCUGUGGCUCUAGCUUAGUUAGGGCCAAGGCUAUUGUUUGUGUUUUAAUCCUUGUUAAAUACUGGAAGCUGUUGAUAAACAAAUACUUCAAUAGUGUCAAGUUUACACGGCAUUUUCAUUACUGUGCCUCUUUUUUCCGACUAUAUUAUUAUAUAUAUUUAUAACUAGCAUGUAUACUGACACCCAUGGACAUCUAUUUUUGCCACUGUCUUAGCAACAAGGGAAAAUUGCUGUUGCUAAAAAACUGUGCCUCCACUGGGAGGGAAAAAUCCUUGCCAGUGUAAUAACUAUCUGUAUAUUUAUGCCUGGGGCCAAGGAUGCUUGGUCAACAGGAGUGCCUUGCACGCAUACCUUCCCAAACAGAGCAGAACCUCCACUGAGUUGCUGAACUCAUUUUAGUAAAAGAUGCCUUAGACACUCAGCAUAAAGUCAUUGUCUUACAACCCAUCUGUUACAACUUGCAGAGGAAAAAAAAUACUUUCAUUUUUUCCUGCUGCUGACACCUCACUAUUAAUUAUCAAACAAGCACAAAAUCAGAAUUUACUGCCUUUAUUACAAAACUGGUUCUCGGACAAGAGCUCGUCCAAGUCAAUAGGCUCCACUAAGUGGAAAAUAAAAUUAUAAUUCACAGUAGUUAUCCAUCUAGAGUGGAAUUAGGAUCUGUUAUAUAAAAUAGUGCCUCACAAAGUAAGCAUAACAAUGUUACUGCCUUGGUUUAAAACCUUGUACCUCUUGUUCAGCCUGUCUCUUUAGCUUUGCUGUGAUGCAUUGAUCAAAUGCUCACUCAGUCAGCAGCACACUCGUUUUGAUUCUAUGGGCACCAUAAAUUUUCUUUUUGCAGAAAAGCUUAAAAUUUUGUAGUGGUUAGCAAAAUAAAGGACAAUGAAAAUGCAGUCUUUCUAACUGCCGCUCUCCAUCUUCACAGCCACAAUACAAAUUUUGGUGGGGAAAAUGCCCAAGGUUUGAAAACACCAAACAAACUCCUUCUACAAUUGGUAUGUCAUUACACGAAGCAUCAGACCAGAAAUAAAGUAAUAUUUGUUUUGGAAAAAAAAUGUAUGUUGGAGCGUAUAGCACAGUGUAUUAAUGGUUGUGCUAUUCAUAAUCCAAAUGGUGCUGGAUUCAGCUGACUGAGCUAUCGUCUACGAAACAAAAUAAUAACACUCGUCUUUCACAUGAGUCAUGCAAAUACUUUGAUGUGUAAUUAAGGCAUAAUGCAAUCCAUAAGAAACCCUCUUGAGAAGGAGGGGCAGGAGCCUGCCCAUACACAGUGAGGAUGAGGAGGUGGAGCUACUGGUGGCUGCUUCUGGAGGAAGGACUGUGGAACAGUGGGAUGAGGCAAGAGAGGGAAAGUGUGUGAGAGGGCAGUGACUUUCUGAGCAGUGACUUUCUUCUGCAAUGACAAAAUCCAGGGAGAAAUCAGAGCAAGGCAGCAGCUGUGGAGGUAGAGAAACAGGGUCUUCAGAGCUCUGGGAAAGGCUUUGGUGGAAAACACGUGCAGAAGAAAAGUGCUGACAGAUGAAAAGCAAGUGUAGUGUUUGAUAAGUAUUGGUUGUUGUUUCAGGUAAGAGGAGAUCAGGCCAGGUUGUUCUGCUAGUACUGACAGGAGACUGAGCCUAAGUAAGGAGGAGAACCCAGGCCAGAAGUCAGUGCUUUCUGCAGCCUCGGAUCCUGUGAAAAAGAAAUCAAGGAUCUCCGAGAACUGUAGGACAAGUCAAACUCCAAAAGGGAGAGAACCUUGUGCACGGCUGUCAUAGCUGGAAUACAACUUGUGUUUUCAUAAGUGCAUUGAAAAACCCUCAUGUGCUUAGACUGCUGAAGAAGUGCAAUUAUUAAAUUUAUAAUAUGGGGAAUUCAUGGAGGGUGUGAGGAGAGUUGUUUCUAGAUCAGACCUUCAGUGGAUAUAAAUUAGCAUAGUUCAGUUUGAUAUCUGCUCCUACUUAUCACAGUUCAGAGUUGCACACGCAUAAGCAAUACUCAUACAGAUUUUACUAUAGCCCUCAGCUAUGAGGAAAUGCUUUAUAAGAGUGUUGUUCUGAAUAUUAUGAAGAUUGUAUUCAAAAACAUACCAACAGUGACUUGCUUUUAUAAAAUACUGCUAUCAAUGCCAUAAAAAUUGUAUUUUGUAUUUUACUGAACAUUGUCAGCAAUUUGCUGUAUCUGUUCAUUAAAAGUAGGUUGGAUUACUAGCAAAUGUGUAAUAAAAAUUGUUCAUGUUUU